AUGACGGGAACAGCGAUGCAGAAGCAGCAGCAGCAGCUUCCUACAUUGAUGAAGGGUCUCACCCUAGACCAAUUCGUCACGGGUCAGGACAAGGAGGAGGCGCCCUACAAGCUCAAGCAUGAUCUCAAAGUGCCUUCGUGCAGUGCAGACGAGGUCGUCAUCCACAUUGCGGUCGCUGCAGUGUGCCACACCGAUGGCAUGGUGGUGAGGGGAGAGUUUGAGCACAUGAUGAGGAGCGGAUUGCCUCUCAUUCCCUCCCACGAGCCAACGGGGAUCGUGGCAGCGAUCGGAGAAAGAGCAGCCAAGAACUUUGCGGAUAGUCCCGGUGCGGGAGGUGCAGGUCCGCUCAAGAUCGGUGAUCGGGUUGGCUCGCUCGCUUUCAAGGAUUUCUGCGGCGAGUGCGAAGACUGCAAAGCGGGCAAGCCGAGGUACUGCGAGAAUCAAGACAUGUGCGGUGUGACGGCUAAUGGCGGCCUGGCAGAGUACAUGGCAGCAGACUAUCGCAGCGUCGUUCGCCUGCCCGACGAAGUCUCCUUCGAAGCGGCUGCGCCUCUUUUCUGUGCCGGCGCGACCAUCUUCGCAGCCAUCCGAGCAUGCGAUCUGAAAGCGGGGCAGAGAAUCGCAAUCGUGGGAGCCGGAGCGCUGGGCCACUUGGGCGUUCAAUUCGCAAAGUGUCUCGGACUGCACACCAUCGUGGUUGAUGCUCGAGAUGCUCCUUUGGAACUGUGCAAGGAUCUCAAGUACCCGCCCGAUGAGAUCUUGAAUGCCAAGGAUGUCGACGUCAAGCGACCCGAGACGGUCAAGAAGGCCAUCGAGAGCAUAGGCGGACAUGCCGAUGCCGUUGUGCUUGCCACAGACACCAUCCCAGCCUGCGAGUUCUCUUUGGAGCUCACAAAAAAGCACGGCCUCUUCAUGGUAGUCGGUCAGCCCAACCUUCCAAUCCCCGUGCCAUUCCAUCACCUCGUCUUCCGCGACGUCACCAUCAAGGGAAGUCUGCUGGGUGAUCCGGCGGAUGUGAGCGAGAUGCUCAAGGUGAUUGCGGACAAGGGUAUCGAGGUAAAGACGAAAUCGUACCCUUUGGAAAAGAUACACGAUCUCUUGACCGACUACAGCAAGCCCGGCCACGCAGGAAAGCUUGUGGUCCGAGUCAGCGACCACCAAUAA
Ceraceosorus guamensis is the source of this 1164-nucleotide messenger RNA. Its product is annotated as GroES-like protein. The coding region runs from base 1 to 1164 and encodes 387 amino acids. The record is from RefSeq and is a predicted model, not a curated record. Gene Ontology annotation, molecular function: oxidoreductase activity. The transcript has 8 exons. Lineage: Eukaryota; Fungi; Basidiomycota; Exobasidiomycetes; Ceraceosorales; Ceraceosoraceae.